CGUUCCAGCUUGUUUCCUAUCAGAUCACUAGUGAAUGAGUUCACGAAAGAGCCGUUUCAUAACCUAUGAGACCUAGCACGUUCACUAACAAAGUAAUAGGAUGGUCAAUGCGUACCGCUAAAAUUGAUUUUUUGUAAUCAAAUCUGUUUUCUUAAAAUUUAUGUGUAUUUUCCCAGAGUCGGAAAAUAUGGUUUUCUACUUCACAAGCGCCGUCAUCUCUCCACCCUAUACCAUCUACAUGGGCAAAGACAAAUAUGAAAAUGAGGAUCUCAUAAAAUACGGGUGGCCUGAGGACAUUUGGUUUCAUGUGGAUAAACUUUCCUCUGCCCAUGUAUACCUCAGAAUGCCCAAGGGUAAGACGAUAGAUGACAUACCAAAAGAGGUCUUGAUCGACUGUGCCCAGCUAGUUAAGAAUAAUAGCAUUCAAGGGUGCAAAAUGAACAACAUAAAUGUUGUUUACACACCAUGGGGCAACCUCAAGAAAACGGGGGAUAUGGACGUCGGCCAGAUAGGCUUUCAUCGCCAGAAAGAGGUUAAAACUGUGACAGUAGAAAAGAAAAUAAACGAAAUUAUCAAUCGAUUGGAAAAGACAAAAGAAGAGCGAUAUCCUGAUCUUGCAGCUGAGAAAGAAUCACGAGACAGAGAAGAGAGGAAUGACAAAAAGGCUCAGAUACAGGAAAUGAAAAAAAAGGAAAAAGAAGAAAUGAAGAGGAAAAAAGAGCUUGAGGAAUUAAGGAAUUACUCAUCACUCAUGAAGAGUGACAACAUGACCACAAAUGAGGAUGGUUAUGAUUCAGAUGACUUCAUGUAACUGCUGAAAGGGACCUGCCAAUGAUGGUCAACAUUUUCCCACAGUUACCCAGUCUUGCACAGUGCAUAUGCUCCGAAGAAUGCUAUAAUGUGCACUCCUAUUGGUUGGAAUAAAGGAACUCGCUCAUUGUACUUUUAAAAUCAUACUUGUGCCAUAAUGCCCUCUGACAGGAGCAUCUUGGCUUCCUAAAAAGUAAACUGACAAAGAGUAAUAUCAUUUGAAUUGCAUAUCAGGGUGCAUCUGUUGACCAUAGAUGGAAGCUCUUCAUAGAUGGUGGCUGUUCAUAAAUGAAGGCGCUUUUCUUCACAUGUCUGUUGAUUAUUGUAUGCUGGUCAUUCUGAACGUCCCUUCCACAAAACUUUGUGAAAGGUUUCUGAGCAUUGCAGGAAUGUAAUCUGUAUGCGUCAGUAGUAAUUCUAUUCCUUGAAAUGAUCCUGGAAUGACACCAUUUUCAGGUUUUUAGAUUGGACUGUCUUCGUAUGGCUUGAAAGGGUUUGUGCCCUUGGCCUAGCCUGUAUUAUUGGAUUUCUUGUUGGGUAUGAAAGCAAGAUGCGAAUGCAAGAACUUUUUGGUUUCAAUAUGUGAAAUAACAUAUGUUCACCCCUGUUGAUUUGCUAAAGAUUUUUUUAUUUCAAAAAUUGAUGCGAAAUAAAUCUUGAACCAUACAUCCAUGUUUGUUUGGGAGUGGAGGUCCAGUUUCAUUAGCUGCAGCAAUAGGAGAAUUCUCUCAGUGAGGAUGGAAGGGUAGUUUAGCUGAAGUGUUUUUAACUGAAAAUUACUAACUGCAGCAUUAAAGACACACUGUAAUUUGGGGAAUUUGGCCCUCUGUGAUGGAAACGUAAAUUCACACGUGGAAGAACAUUUUGCAUGUAUGUUUUUUUGAUGUAUAAAUCAAAAUUAUUGUAUUUAUAGUUUUAAAUCGGCUUUAUGCCUGGCUCGUGUAAUACAUUGUGUUAUUUGCUUUAGGGUGAUAUAUACAAAUGUACCUGGCAAUUAAAAUAGAUAAGAAUGGCUACUUUA
This is a messenger RNA of Electrophorus electricus (electric eel), 1831 nucleotides long. It is a transcript of the gene ccdc25, whose product is annotated as coiled-coil domain containing 25. NCBI's taxonomy places the organism in Eukaryota, Metazoa, Chordata, Actinopteri, Gymnotiformes, Gymnotidae. The record is from RefSeq and is a predicted model, not a curated record.